AUGACUUUAGGCUAUCAAGUUAAACUAAGAUUUAUGAUUGACCAAAAAGAUAGCUUGGAUAAUAUGCUCUUUAUAAAGGACCAGUUAAAUCUGUUUUUAACUAACAGAAAGCUUAAAAAAGGUACUAUUGGUACUAUGCAUAGAAUAGAAAGCAAUUCAUUUGUUAAGGUCCCACUUAUAAUUGAAUAUAUCUAUAGAUUUAGAUUAAAAACUAAAAAACAAGAGUCAUUUGACAAAUGA
Molecule: messenger RNA, 240 nt
Organism: Bipolaris zeicola 26-R-13
Lineage: Eukaryota; Fungi; Ascomycota; Dothideomycetes; Pleosporales; Pleosporaceae
Exons: 1
Coding region: 1-240 (79 amino acids)
Molecular function (GO): endonuclease activity
Source: RefSeq, a predicted model, not a curated record